GACGCUGCGUCAUGCCCGCAGGUGGACAGGGAGACAGGCUUGAUCCAUAGAUUUCUUGUUCAGGGACUGCAUAAAGGAGCUCCAUUUCAUCCGGAGCUACAGCCGUUGGUAUUAUUCUUUUGUGUAUAUACAUAUGAGCAUGGCGGGGUCCUAUCCAGUCUAUAUGAUGUUACAUACUCUUCUUAGAGGCUCGUAAACAGUUGUGUAUAGUUAGAUGUCUUUUAGCAUUGUCAGCUUAUAAUUUGUAUAUCGUUUUGUUAGCCUCGUCGGCUUAUGUAUAUGGAUAUGGGCAUAGUUGUUGAUGAUGAUAUAAAUGUGUCGUUGCUCAAUGAGAUUAGUAUUAUUGAUGUAUAGAAAUCAUGCGUAAGCCAUGUGGCUCACCUAGAUGUAAAUGUGAAUGUACGAUAAGAGGUGCCCGGGUGGGUUAGCAGCGGGUGCCCGUCAUGCCCCUCCGGUUGGGUCAUGACACCUAAUCACCUCCCUCAGUUUUUUUUUUUUUUGGCUUACCUCUACCUUUCCUAAUUCUUGCUACAACCAACAUCUAGCGCAUCCUCGCAUCAACUUUUCACAUGCCCGAACCACCUUAAUUUCGCUUUCCGCAUCUUGUCUGCCAUUGAUGUCACUCCCACCUUAUCCCGUAUAACUUCGUUCCUAAUCAUAUCUCUCUGGGUAUGCUCACACAUCCAUCUGAGCACCCUCAUCUCCGCUACCUUCAUCUUCUGAAUGUGGGCAUUCUUGACUGGCCAGCACUCUGCUCCAUACAACAAUGCUGGUCUAACCACCACUCUGUAGAACUUACUUUUAAGCCUUGGCGACACCUUAUCGCACAGUACUGGGCAAGCCUCCAUUUCACCUAUCCCGCUUCAAUGUGAUGUGCGUCAUCAUCGUCAAUCUCCAUGUCUCUUGGAUUAUGGACCCAUGAGGCUUCUUUAAAGAACUAAAUAAUUGCAAAUUCCCUUUUUCCACUUCAAUUUACACAUCUAGUAACCAAAGGCAAUGGACAGUAUGGACAAAUUGAUAAAUAUAAAUAUAAAUAUAAAUACCAGUCCCAAUGCUUAGUCAUAGAGCAUGUGGUAAGUUAAACUUCAAAACAUUAUUUUCAUAAAUAAUGAAUGAAUGAAUAAAAAAAAUGUGGAGAUAAUAAAAAUUAGAGGAGUAUAUAUAUUUUGCAAUCCGUUAUAACCUCCUCCAAAGCCUAUUUUUCACCAUUUCUCUCCUGUCUUUUCCUCUUCGUGCUUCAUGGAAAAACGAAAGGAGAAAAAUGGUCCAACAUUUGUCCCUCAAUUUGGAGCAUGGGAUAACAAUGCUGCAGCUGGAGGCGGCGGUGGUUAUACCGUGGAGUUCUCCAAAGCUCGUGCAAAUAAGCAGCAUCAGCACAAAAAUGAGUUAGGCGCACGUCACGGGUUGGCAAAUAAUCAGGAAGGUCAGCAUCAGCAGCAUAAAAAUGAUUUAGACGCACAUCACGGGUUGAAAAAUGAUAAGAAAUAUCAACAUCAACAGAAUAAAAAUGGUUUAGACGCACGUCAUGGGUUGAAAAAUGAUAAGGAAUAUCAGCAGCAACAGAAUAAAAAUGGUCUAGACGCACGUCAGGGGUUGAAAAACGAUAAGGAAUUUCUCCACCAACAGCAAAAAAAUGGUUUAGGCACACGUCACGAGUUGGCAAAAGAUCAGGAAUUUCAGCGUCAGCAUCAACAACAUAAAAAUGGUUUAGGCGCACGUAACGGGUUGACAAAUGAUCGGGAAUUUCCUCGCAAGGAACAAGAGGACCCUGGCAAUAUGAAAAAUGGAUACAGGUCUGUACCUCAAUUUGGAGUGUGGGAUCAACAAGCUGGGGGUGCUACAAGUUAUACUGUAGAAUUUUCGAAGGCUCGUGUCAACAAGAAACAACACAAAAAUAAUGAUCUUCUAGCACGACCACCUAGCAUCGAUCAUGAUCAGGAAGCUCUUAGGAAGCAGCAUGAGGAUUCUUGCAUGAGGAAAAAGAAUAUGCUGACAUACCUUAAUUGUUGCAUUAGGCCUUGAUCUCCAAAUGUCCUAAGUGCAGCCUCCUUUUGUAAUAAUAGCCUUAAAGUGGCUACUUAAUUAAUCUCCUACUAUAGAGAGUUAUCUCAUGUUUUCUCAAAGCAUAUUAUAUAUGCAAAACAAAAAAAAAUCAUGAAAAAUCUUUAAAUUACAGAACUAAUUAAUAAUUGUACUAUUUGUGGAAUCUAUUACCAUUCUGCAUAAAAGGGUCUCAUUAUUCAAUUCAAACUAUAUGUAGUGUUAUGUAAACAAGUGAUUUCUUGACCACUGCUGUUCAGUUGAUUUUUUAAUCACUGCUAUGCAGUAAAAAAGUUGUGUUCUUUGCUAAUUAUGUACUCCCUCCGUUACAAUUUAUUUGUCUUAUUUUUCUUUUUAGUCCGUUUAAAAAAGAAUGUCUCUUUCCUUUUUUGGUAAUCUUUAUUUUCAACUUUCUACAUGGCAUGUUUAAGAGCACAAGAUUAAAGUAUAUUUAGUGUACAUUACACAUAUCUUUAGUUAACAACCACAAGAUUCAACAUUCUGCUUUACUAUCUUAAACUCCGGGCCAGGUAAAAACAGACAAACAAAUUGAAACGGAGGGUGUAAAAGAUAAACAAAUCAAAUAGUAAACCUUUGAAGCAAAUCGCCAUUAUUAAAAAUUACACCUCAGUUCCAAACAAUUUAGAGUCGGCUACAUUAUUCAUCAU
Molecule: messenger RNA, 2708 nt
Organism: Lycium barbarum (goji berry)
Lineage: Eukaryota; Viridiplantae; Streptophyta; Magnoliopsida; Solanales; Solanaceae
Exons: 4
Coding region: 1240-2022 (260 amino acids)
Source: RefSeq, a predicted model, not a curated record